Erythranthe guttata (spotted monkey flower) is the source of this 1498-nucleotide messenger RNA. NCBI's taxonomy places the organism in Eukaryota, Viridiplantae, Streptophyta, Magnoliopsida, Lamiales, Phrymaceae. The record is from RefSeq and is a predicted model, not a curated record.
GAUAUACAAAUGCCUCAAUUAUCAUCAGCUGUUCCAAUUUCACCUAGCAAUGUCUGUUUAGAGGAUGCUCGUCGUCGAUCUGUGACGUAUCAUCCAUCCGUUUUGAAUCAUUUUCUUAAAUAUACUUCUCGUGUCACGGUAUAUGUGUUCAACAAAUUCAUGGAUGACGAAGGGAAUUUCAAGGCGUCAAUAGCAAAUAACGUCGAAGCAAUAUUGAGCUUAUACGAGCGCGCGGCUCAUCUUGGAAUAGACGGUGAGGAUAUUCUCGACAAAGCAAUAUCGUUUUGCUCGUCUCUUCUUGAAUUGCAUUUGGUCGAUCAAAAGAACAACUAUAACUAUCUUGCUAAACAAGUUAGUGAAGCUUUGAAUAUCCCGAUUCGCAAAAGCGCGAUUAGGUUGGGGGCAAGGAAAUUCAUUUCUAUUUACCAAGAAAACGAAUCCCACAAUAAAACACUACUGAAUUUCGCGAAAUCGGACUUCAACAUCGUACAAAAGAUACAUCAGAAAGAGCUCAGCGAUCUUACUAGGUGGUGGAAGGAUUUAGACUUUGCAAAUAAAUUGCCAUUUGCAAGAGAUAGAAUGGUGGAAUGCUAUUUUUGGAUAGUGACAGUUUACUUUGAGCCAAAACACCACAUUGCUAGAAGAAUUCUGACCAAAGUCAUUGCGUUGACUUCAAUUAUCGACGACAUUUACGAUGUCCAUGGAACCUUGGAUGAACUCCAGCUCUUCACCGAUUUUAUUCAAAGUUGGGACGAUAAUGCGUUGGAGCAGUUACCACAAUACAUGAGAAUAUGUUGCACUGCCCUCUUCGAUGUUUAUCUUCAAAUUGAAGUUGAAAUGAGAAAAACGGACACUUUGUACCGUGUACACUACGCAAAAGAAGAGAUGAAGAAAUUGGUGAGGGCGUAUUUGGAAGAAGCAAAAUGGUGUUACACUAAGAGCCUCCAAACGGGCUCUAAGUAUACACCAACAAUGGAAGAAUAUAUGAAGGUUUCAUUAGUAAGUGGUGCUUAUAUGAUGUUGUCCACAACUUCAAUUGUUGGUAUGGGAAAUCAAGUAACUAAGGAAGACUUCGAUUGGAUCACAUCUCAACCGUUGAUCGUACGAGCAUCUUCCGUGAUUUGUAGAUUAAGGGACGACAUGGUAGGGCAUGGGUUUGAAGAGAAACUAACAGCAGUGGAGUGUUACAGGAACGAGAAUGGUGGGUCGAAAGCGGAGGCUUUUGCGGAAUUCGAAAAACAAGUGCAGAAAGCGUGGAAGGAUAUAAAUAAAGAAUGCAUUGGGUCGACUGCAUCAUCUUUUCCGAUACUCUCGUGCGUUCUCAAUCUUGCUCGUUUAAUUAAUCUUCUUUAUAGUGACGAAGAUGGAUACACCAACUCCAACGCCAAGACUAAAGAGAUUAUACAAAGUGUACUCGUUGAGCCUGUUACGAUUUGAUGAGUGGAAAACUAUGCUUAGAGAUUAAAAUUAAUUAAUAAUCUAUAUGAAAAAUAUAUAU